AUGAAGUGCCAGACCCUCCUCCUCGUUGCCGCGGCCCUCGUGCCCUCCGUCCUGGCCGACAAGCCCAAGCUGAACCAGUACCGCACCAUGGACGACUGGUAUGCCGCAAUCAUCCCUUUGCCCCCCCAGACCUCGCGGUGCCUGCAAACAUCCUCUACCACGCUGCCCCCCGUCUCGGGCCGUUGCUAUAACCUCGACGACGCUACCGGCGCCUUCUUCUGGAACACUGGGGGCAUGCUCAACCCCAGAGUCUACACGGGCAAGAACUGCCACGGCACCGAGGAUCCGCUCUCCACUCGCGGCCGCUGCUACAACAAGGGUGUUUACCGCUCUUACAAGUGCUGGUAA
Chaetomium fimeti is the source of this 348-nucleotide messenger RNA. RefSeq lists its product as uncharacterized. Lineage: Eukaryota; Fungi; Ascomycota; Sordariomycetes; Sordariales; Chaetomiaceae. The transcript has 3 exons. Bases 1 to 348 code for a protein of 115 amino acids. The record is from RefSeq and is a predicted model, not a curated record.